AUGGGGAGUGAAAGGUCGUAUAAUGCUAGAUUGGUCAGCGAUAACGGGCUUGCUAUAAUGAUGAAUUUAGCACUUUUCGCUGCCAAUGCAUUCAAAAAGUACACCGUUCCCAAAAUUGUAUUUGGAGAUGCUACGAAUGCAGCAGAGGCCCAGGCAAUCAAUGAUGAAGAUGAGAAUGACGACGGAGUGCCUCCGGAGAUUGACGCAUACUCUGCUCUAGGGGUUUAUCAAUACAUGAUUGAAAAUGGAAACGUAGUACCACAAGAUAUCAUUAAUGACUUUGCUCAAUUCCUUAGCGGACUUCCGGCCCCUAGGGAGAAGACAAUAGGUCAAUUCUUAAAAAGGAAUCUUACUAUUAGAAGAGAUCCUUAA
Macrosiphum euphorbiae (potato aphid) is the source of this 372-nucleotide messenger RNA. The record is from the annotation of a GenBank genome assembly. NCBI's taxonomy places the organism in Eukaryota, Metazoa, Arthropoda, Insecta, Hemiptera, Aphididae.